UGUUGGAAUAUUAAUAAUUGGGAGUAAGAAAAUCUUUGACGGUUUUAUUCAUUUUUUGCAAAAAAAUGAGCACUGGAUUGUUGAGAGUGGGAUCUACAAGGAGAUCCAAGACAAAAUCGCCUUAUGCCAGACCCCCUGCACGUGCUUCCGGCCCCUCGGCGCGCCCGGUGCAACCAACACAAGAGUCCUCACAAAUGCAGCAUGCAGGAAGUGGUAGCCAAGCGAUUUAUGCUCCUACCGGUGGCCUACAAGACACAUCCGAGGUCAGUCCCGUGAAUGCCACACUGCCAGUGAACAUCACAGGUGACCAGCCUCAGCUGCAACAGACCUUUAGUGUUGCCGCAUCCCAAAAUAUUCCAGAUGUGCAGCCUCUGCUUCAAGACACCUCUAUGACUACAGCAACAAAAAAUGUUGUGUAUCAGCCAGAUUCAAUCUGGAUUGUGGGAUCAUCCCUUAUUAAAAGAGCAGAACAAUUUUCUUUGAGUUCUCCGGAAUUUGGCACAGACCUUUCUUUACCAGGGGUAAAAGUGUUAUGGAAGGGAAUACCAGGGUUGAGUUUUGCCAAAUUCUCUGAGGUCAUUUCUGACCUGUCCUCUACAAAGCCACAUCCGAGGUUUCUUGUUAUCCAUGUAGGUGGUAAUGACAUUGCCAAACAUAAUAACCCAUUACGAAGACAACAAAAAUUUAUGAAAACUGUUAUCAACAAGUUGAGUUUGGUUAUGCCUUUAACAUGCAUUGUCUGGUCACAUAUUUUGCCCAGGGUAUAUUGGCGUCAUUCAAUUUCAAAUGUUGCUGCAGAGAAAUCAAGAUCUAGAAUUAAUAGUUUCUAUUGCUAGCUUUGUUUUAAAGUCAGGUGGUGCUUCAAUUAAGUACCCUGACAUCAGUAUUGUUCAAAGUAAACUCUUUCUUAAUGAUGGAGUUCACUUA
Molecule: messenger RNA, 927 nt
Organism: Saccostrea echinata
Lineage: Eukaryota; Metazoa; Mollusca; Bivalvia; Ostreida; Ostreidae
Exons: 2
Coding region: 66-836 (256 amino acids)
Source: RefSeq, a predicted model, not a curated record